ACCACAAAUGCGGUAAGACUGGAAGAAAAAAAUUAGUUUUUCUUUUCUUUUUUUUUUUUCUUUCUUUCUUUCUUUCUUUUCUGUGGAAAAAACUGAUGGUUAGGUUGAAUCUAUUAUCGGUAGAGGUUAAUAAGCCUGACCUAUGGAAUGAUUCUGUACAUGCUGGGAAAAUAAGCAGGGAGCAUGGUGCACUUAUGGGUAAAAUGAAAGAAGUGAAGGCAUUUGAGCAAGAAUUGCUUGAGCAUAUAGAAAUGAUAAAGCUUGCAAGGGAAGAGAAUGACUCUGAGUUGGAAUUGGAAUCUGUGAAAGCUUUGGUAAGCAUGAGAAGAGAUUCCAAAGUGAAGGAGAUUGAAGCUUUGUUAGCUGGGGAAAAUGAUUCUUGCUCUUGUUACAUAGAGGUGAGUUUGAUAUACUGUUUUGAUUUCUUUGAGUGCAUUGACCUCUUUGUCUAAUCUACAGAGACAGAACUGCUGCUUAAUUUAGUGUUUUCUUUAUCUGCCAUGCCACUGUUUCUAUUAACAGCAAAAUCUGCUUAUAUCAAAUAGAGUGUGUACAAUUUUUUUGUUUUCACAAACAUUCAUAAAUUCUUCUUCUAUCCUCAGUGGAGAAUGGACCUUCAGAAUUAUCUCAUCUCUGCCAACUUCUAAUAAAAGACCAAAAUAUUA
Rubroshorea leprosula is the source of this 665-nucleotide messenger RNA. The record is from the annotation of a GenBank genome assembly. NCBI's taxonomy places the organism in Eukaryota, Viridiplantae, Streptophyta, Magnoliopsida, Malvales, Dipterocarpaceae.